CGGCCGAUACCACCCGUGCCGUAUCUCCGCGCACGAUAACUUCCCGUUGACACGUUGCGUACUGGCAAACACAACGUAGGAGAGACUCGCCGCCGCAAACAUUGCGAAGUUAUAGCCGGUCCAUAUUUAAGCGUAGUAGUCUACGUAGUAACAGUGUGUGUUCCUUCGACAUGGACAAAAUCGACCCUGAGCGACUCAUCAGCUUGGUGCACGGCCGGCCGGGCCUGUGGGACAAGAGUCUGGAGAGUCACAAGGACUUUGUUUUGAGAUCAAACGCGUGGAAAGAUAUUUGUAGGACUUUGAAUCCAGACUUUAAUGAUAUGCCUCGUAAGGAAAGAAAUGCUUAUGUGAAAACAGUUAUGAAGAAAUGGACGAACAUGCGAGACGCCUGGAAAAAGACAGUCUCCGAAGAUAAACGGAAGUUUAAGCCUUACGUUCAUCACGAACAAAUGAAGUUUCUUCUGAAGAACUAUAAUAAAGGUGACAUCACAGACACAGAGCAGUGCAAGGAAGUAAUAGAAGAGUAUAGCGAUGAUGCUUCGGAAAGCGUCGCCAGCAGCAGCAACAGACCAGCCAAGAGACUAAAAACACACGAGCAAGAGGAACGAGACGCCGCCUUCGUCCAUUACAUGAACGUAAAGUCAGCCCACGCUGAAGAUCCUCACAUCUCAUUCUUUAGAAGUCUUUUACCGAGCUUACAAAAACUGGACGAAGAUGAAACAUUAGACUUUCAAAUGGGUGUCAUCAAACUACUACAGGAGAUAAGGAGGAGAGCAAGGGUCCCAUACCACGAGCCCUACCUACACUACGGCUUGCCGUCGUCCAGCUACGAAAUGGUUGAAAUUAAAAAAGAUGUUGACUAGGGUUUACUUCAUUUUACAUCCUUAAGGUGAAGGCGAAAUUGCAGGUUCGGAGAUUAAUUAUAGCGAAGUAUGCGAGCAACGACCCUGCCGGCCCUGCCAACAUUUAUCCCCGUGGCGUUUCGUGAGUGCUGAAGUGGGGAUCGCUGUCAUUGCC
Molecule: messenger RNA, 1017 nt
Organism: Nymphalis io (European peacock)
Lineage: Eukaryota; Metazoa; Arthropoda; Insecta; Lepidoptera; Nymphalidae
Exons: 3
Coding region: 171-863 (230 amino acids)
Molecular function (GO): DNA binding
Source: RefSeq, a predicted model, not a curated record